UAAAAAUGGUGAGAUCGAAUUCAUCUACUGGUAAUAAGAGUAAAAAAUCAACCCAAAGUGUGAAGAUGAAAAAAUCAAAUUCUAAAAGCUCAAAAUCAAACACAGUUUUGGGACCGAUGGAUUUUUAUGUUAAACGGACUGAAACUUCAACAAAUCCAUCAUCUCCUCCUCCACCACCAUCAUCCUCUUCAUCUUCAUCAUCACCUACAUCAUUAUCAUCAACUACAACAACGACGACAACGACAACAACAGUCACCGAAUCAGCAACAGUUUCUAAUGUUUCAUCAUCAACUCGGUCACAUACUAAUCGGAAUAAAAAUUUUCGCACCAAAUAUGCUAAUGUUUGUGGGGAAACUGGACUUUCCGAUGUAACAUCAAUCGUCCGUGAAUGGGUAGAAACGGAACUUGACCUGAUUGACGAAGAUGUCGCUUAUAUUUUAAAAUUUUUCUACGAUCUAAUUGAGGAGAGAAAUUAUAUUUUUCUCGCCUCAGUCAUACAAGAUUUUUAUUCCGCCAUAAAUUCCCGUGGAGAUUAUCAAUGGAAAGAAGCUUUUAACAACAUUAUAAAUUCUAUUCAAAGUGACCUGCGUUUGGACUCCGCUUUACCUCAAGAUUUAAUUCUACCAACAUUUGAUGUCUAAUCAAAGAAUUGGAGACAAUUAAUGUUUAAUUAACAUCCAAGGAAAGGAAAAUCUUGGAAACAAUUAAAGUGAAGGUGAAAUUAACCAAAGGAAAGAAUUAAUUUCUUCUAUAAAAAAACUGUUUCCUGUCAUGAAAAUGGUUCCAUGUUCAGAGUUAAUUUACUUUAAUCAUCCAAAUUUUGUCCAUAAAACGAACAAUUUUCACAAUCAACUUUUCCUCCUUCUCAUCAUCUGUCUUCCAUUUCCCUCUCUUUCUUCUUUGUGUUUCUUCAUUUAUCUUCUCUUUCUACUUUUCUCUUUCUCUUCUUCUCAUCUUCUCUCUCUUCCUUCAACUCCACCUUUAAACAUGCAAUUGGUUUAAGAUAUGAUUUCAUAAUUGACUUUAUCUCUUCCAUUCUCAACUGUUCCCUGUUUUCUUUUCCUGUGAUUAACUCUAAUUCUCAGCAAUAACAAUCAACUAAUUAUUAUUCCAUCAUCAUCAUGCCGGACAACAAAAAGUUAAUCGCUAAAUUGGGACUAGAUUUACUGGCCACUCUAUUAGUUGGUCUUCCAUUUUUUCUCUUCUAUUUUAUUGGUGAUCCUUAUGUACGUGGCUUCUAUUGUGACGAUGAAUCAAUUCGCUAUCCUUUCAAAGAAUCAACCAUUUCCUCUGGAUUACUUUUCUCAGUGUCAAUUAUUACAUCACUUUUGGUGAUAAUGACCACUGAGUUUAUGUCCUUACCUGGUAUGAAUAUUAUGAAAAGAGGAAGUGGAAACAAUGGCGGCCAACCGAUUAUCCAAUUUAUCUGGACUUUGUACCAUCAAUUAAUUGUCUUCGCUUUUGGUGCAUUAGCCUCACAAACAUUAACCGACAUUGCAAAAUAUUCUAUUGGUCGAUUAAGACCUCAUUUUAUCAGUGUUUGCGAUCCAAAUGUUAAUUGUGAUGAACCUCGAAACAAGUAUAGAUACAUUGAAGAUUACAGUUGCCUUACUAGUGAUCGAUUAAGAGAUUCCCGUUUAUCCUUCAUGUCGGGACAUUCAUCUUUCUCUGCUUAUUGUGCUGUUUAUAUUGCUAUUUACCUCCAAAAUCGUGUUAAACAUCAAAAACUUGCUCUACCCAGAGCUUUCCUUCAAGUCCUCGUAAUCUAUUUAUCUAUUUACACUGGUUUCACUCGUAUCUCUGAUUAUAAACACCAUUGGUCUGAUGUCCUUGUUGGAUUAUUUCAGGGAGCCUUGGUUGCAAUUUUAACCACUCGAUUUGUGGCCAAUCUAUUUAGAUUCACAAUUUCAGCUUCUGGUUUAUCGGCGGUGGCAGUGGAAAAUGCAUCAGUCAGUGAAGAUCUUAAACAAAGAGGAAAUAAUUUCGCAACUUUUGAAGUUGAUCAUGAACCUGCUUAAAUUUUUAUUCUACUUCAACUUUUUUCUUCAUAUAAUUGUGAAUAUAAAUCAUCAACAACCCUAAUCAAAUGUCGACAAUUUAAUCUAUUCUACUACAACCUUGGAGAAAUUAGUCAUCUUUGCAUUUAUCCAUCCAAUUAACAUCAUCAAUGAAAUUUCAUUAAUUGAAGUUAUAUUUGAUUAAAUACAAGGAGAAAAAAAUCUAUUCCAUCAAAAACGAUUAACCAAAUUGUCUUCUGAAUCAUGCCUUCAUUAUGGUUAUCAACAACAACAACAAUCAAUUGAUUUUGCUAUACAAAGUUUAACCAAUUAAUUCAUCAACAUUGGAUUUAAAUGUCAUCAAGAUAAUUGUUUUGUUUUA
Messenger RNA from Panonychus citri (citrus red mite), 2379 nucleotides. Its product is annotated as phospholipid phosphatase 1-like. Bases 1122 to 2018 code for a protein of 298 amino acids. Lineage: Eukaryota; Metazoa; Arthropoda; Arachnida; Trombidiformes; Tetranychidae. The transcript has 4 exons. Gene Ontology annotation, biological process: phospholipid dephosphorylation; signal transduction; phospholipid metabolic process. The record is from RefSeq and is a predicted model, not a curated record. Gene Ontology annotation, molecular function: phosphatidate phosphatase activity.